AUGGCGGACUUCGAAUCUCAGAUCUAUCACGAGCGACAACGAUUGCAAUUUUGUCUCUUGCACUCCCUCAACAAUCUAUUUCAGGACAAGGACGCAUUCACGAAGGAAAGCUUGAACUCAAUCGCGGAGAAGCUCGUAGCCGAUGAUCCGAACAGAGAAACGUGGACACCUCUCUCUUUCCUCCUUAAGCCUCACCACAAUACUCUUACCGGUAACUACGACGUAAACGUGAUGAUUGCAGCUCUUGAAGGGAAAGGCAAGAGAGUCGUUUGGCAUGAUAAGCGUACUGGAGCUUCUUCAAUUGAUCUUGAUGCAGAUGCUCUAAUGGGUAUCGUGUUGAAUGUUCCGGUGAAGAGAUAUGGUGGACUUUGGAGAAGUAGGCAUUGGGUUGUGAUGAGAAAAAUCAAUGGAGUCUGGUAUAACUUGGAUAGUGAUCUCGUUGUGCCGUAUCUGUUUAAAGACGAAGACGAAGUUAAAGGGCUCUUGGAUCAAAAUCUGACUUCAGGUGGAGAGAUUUUGCUAGUGAACAAUGCUUAA
Arabis nemorensis is the source of this 537-nucleotide messenger RNA. NCBI's taxonomy places the organism in Eukaryota, Viridiplantae, Streptophyta, Magnoliopsida, Brassicales, Brassicaceae. The record is from the annotation of a GenBank genome assembly.